GUAUACGCAAAUAAUAUUUAAGAGCUGUAGAGAGAGAAAUUACCUAACUGGCUGUAACAUGUAAGUCUGCAUGGAAUUUAAGAGCUCUGCCUAAUUAGUGUACAUACAAUAGAAUAUAUAAUUGAACUGCUAAUAAGUCAACAAAGAUUUCAUUAUAAAUAUAUAACAAUCCCCACUGAUUUAAUUUGUAUAAUCCAAGUUUAACAGAAACAAACAAUUAGUUAAGUGUAAGAAAUGGCAAAGACCCUCAAUUCAAUCUGCUUCGCCACUCUUUUGCUCGUUGUCUUGUUAAUGUCCACCGAAAUCCAGAAGAGCGAGGCGACUUGUAAGAAGUUCUUAGGCGAAGCCCCAGUGCAUCCAUGUAAGGAAAAAGCUUGUAAGGAAGUGUGUAAGGAACAUUACUACCACUCAUGUAAAGGAGAGUGUGAGAUGCAUGGCUACGAAGAGCAUUGCCACUGUUACGGAAAAUACUGAAAAUUACACAAAUAAAAUCUAUCGUAUGAAAUAAAAAAAAAAAAAAUCUUAUACAUAUAUAAUGUAAUUGUGGUAUGUUCGAUCUAAUAAGGUAUGUAUGUUUAAGUUGUUUGCUUCAAGUAAAAUGAAGAAUGUUGACCUUCUAAGUUUAUAAUAAGAUCAUGUUGUAUGCUGUUUCGUAUUAAUAAUAAACUAUA
Molecule: messenger RNA, 671 nt
Organism: Brassica napus (rape)
Lineage: Eukaryota; Viridiplantae; Streptophyta; Magnoliopsida; Brassicales; Brassicaceae
Product: defensin-like protein 204
Exons: 2
Coding region: 235-474 (79 amino acids)
Source: RefSeq, a predicted model, not a curated record